GUCUGCUCUGGUGCUAUGAUGCUUAUCACUGGGUACAACACAUUAGAUCUCUGCUGAGGAUGAAGUUUUUCCUGAAGUAAAAUUCCUUUUUCACUCCUCCUUCCACCUCCCCCAUGUAUUUCCAAACCUAUCAGUUUUCAUCUAGUCUUUUUGAAUGACUCACUAAAGAUACUUUUCUCAACGUAUCUACACUCUUGAAACCCAAGUUAUAAAAAUACCAGGGAACCGUAGGUCUGGCAGAGCUUCAUGUUAAUCGGAGGUGUUUCACCAUCUCUAAAAAGCAGAUUUAUAUUGACUUGGAAGGCUAAAUGCAAGUAUAGGGGAAACAAAAGCAAAUUGCAAUGGGAAGAGUGGUAUAUUAAGACCCAAAUCCUGUUUCAGAUAAAUGUUUUUCGCUGCCCAGCCAACUGUUUUAUCUGCAGUCUCCUGUGGACAGAUCGAUCAGGACAGCUGUCCUUAGGAGUUUCACCAAACUCCACCAAACAGCAUUUGCAUCUCAUCCUGGCCUGAGAAGAUGUAUUACCGACACAGCUGUGAGGAAUCCCUUUUCCUCUGUUCAGAGAGAGUUUGGUUUCAUCUUAAUCCCUUUCUCUCUCUCACCCACCCACCCCACCCAAUCUAAAUCUGUUCCUCAGUGAAGCUGCUUUUUGCACUGUGAGUGAUCUCUGCUGAAAUGAAGAUUUCAGGUGCUGAGAAGAUGGCCUCUCCAGGUGCCCCAGGGACCCGCAUGACAUCCACAGUCAGCAUCAACAUUUCUACGCCCUCCUUCUACAACCCACAGAAGAAAUUUGCACCCGUGGUUGCCCCUAAACCCAAGGUGAACCCCUUCAAGUCUGGAGGAGCAUCAGAGUCGUCGCUGCCACCGCCUCCUGGACCUGGUGCCCAGCGUGCUCAGAUAGGGAAGGUGGGGGAGGUUCCAUCAGCAUCUAUGUCCCUGCUGGCAGAAGACUUGCCACUACCACCUCCUCCUCCACCUGGAGAGGAGACAAGUUUCUCCUCAAACUGUGCGUUUCCACCACCCCCACCACCCUUUGAAGAACCUUUUCCACCAGCCCCAGAAGAAGCUUUUCCUUCUCCUCCUUCUCCUCCUCCUCCUCCUCCACCAAUGUUUGAUGAAGGACCUGUAAGCAUGGUACCUGCCCCACAGGUACGUGGCAAGAUGAGCAGCAUUGAUCUUGAGAUUGACUCACUGUCUGUAAUGUUGGAUGACAUGGAGAAGAAUGACCCCUUCAAAUCCCGGAUAACUCCAGGAUCCACAGGUUCUCUGGAGAAACCAUUGGCCCCAAAAACCCAUGAGGAAAUGCCAUUUGCACCCAGAGAUACUCCUUAUUCCUUUCCUUCCAAGUUCACGCCAAAGCCAAGUGGAAGCUCAUCUUUCAAGCCCCCUGGAGUUGAUUUGAACCCCACUCCAACCCCAUGGGCAGCCCCACAGCAACGCAAGGAACCCCAAGCACCAGUCCCUCCACCCCCCUCUCUCCCUCCUGCUCAGCCUACCCCUAAAUUCACCCCACCUUCUGUUGCUGGCUCUCCUAUGUCUGUGUCCAAAUCAGAUGCCAGUGUUCCCAUGGCUCCCUCAAACUCUACAAGAUAUCCUACCUCCCUUCAGACUCAGUUCACAGCCCCUUCACCUUCAGGUCCCUCCUCUCGACCACAGCCUCCCAAUUUCACCUAUGCCCAGCAGAGGGAAAGACCCCAAGUGCAGGUGAAGCCACGUCCAACAGAACAACCUGCUGCUGCAAAGGACAUGCAUAGACCCACAGGUUCUACUGCGGAUCCACCUAGAGGGAAUUCCUGUCUGACCAUGAAGGAGGUAGAAGAGCUAGAGAAGUUGACUCAGAAACUAAUGAAGGAUAUGGAGCAUCCGCCCCCCUCAGAGGCUGCUACUUCUGAGCUCUGCGGCUUCUGCCGGAAGCCCCUAUCACGAACUCAGCCAGCUGUAAGGGCCCUGGACAGCCUCUUCCAUGUGGAAUGCUUCACCUGCUUCAAAUGUGAGAAGCAACUGCAGGGGCAGCAGUUCUACAAUGUGGAUGAGAAGCCCUUCUGUGAGGACUGCUAUGCUGGGACCUUGGAAAAGUGCAGUGUCUGCAAACAGACCAUCACAGAUCGGAUGCUGAAGGCCACUGGUAACUCAUAUCAUCCCCAGUGCUUCACCUGCGUGAUGUGCCAUACCCCUCUUGAGGGGACCUCUUUCAUUGUGGACCAGUCCAACCAGCCUCACUGUGUGGAUGACUACCAUAGGAAGUAUGCUCCGCGCUGCUCAGUCUGUAGUGAGCCUAUCAUGCCAGAGCCUGGGAAGGAUGAGACAGUGCGUGUGGUGGCACUGGAGAAGAAUUUUCACAUGAAAUGUUACAAGUGUGAGGACUGUGGGAAGCCUUUGUCCAUUGAAGCAGAUGAGAAUGGGUGCUUUCCGCUGGAUGGGCAUGUGCUGUGUAUCAAGUGUCACACCGUUCGUGCAAAAAUGGCACGCUGAGGAGCUUGGAGUGGGCAUAUCCUUGAGACCCCCCUGCACUCAUUACUCUUCCCCUCCCUGCCAUUGUCCUACCCUUCUGCCUGACAAGGCAGAUUGCUACCAAUGGAGACUAUGCCAGCACAGUUCUUUACUCAUGUAGGAUUCACCGCUCCUAGACUUCACUCUGCACACCCACCAAGAAAGGACCACUUCUGUUACUGUUUCCUGGCCCCAGUAUAUUCCAGGCUGGAGUCUAUGAUCAAGAUGAGUGCACAGUCGCUGUUCCCUCAAGAUUCUGGAGGAGAAAGACCAGACCUCCACCACCGCCUGGUGGAAGUAGCAAGAACAACCUGGUGGCAGGUGCUGGGAAGGGCUGAGCAUUCUGCAGUUCCAUGGAGCCAAGAAUAAUGAUGGGAGUUUAGAAGGUGGAAGUCUACAUCUCAGCACCACUUCUGUCUUCAAUUUUUUUUUCUGUCUUGUGGCACAUUAUUGUCAGGAUGUCUUCCCCUGCUCCCUCCCUGACUCCUAGGUUAGAGUGUGGAGGCAGAACAUUAAGGAUCUGUUACUGUUGCUGGAAAAAGCUAACCUGCUAUAGCUUUCCUGUUUUUAAUGGAUUUUACUGAUUAACUGUCUUGUUGCCUUUUUGUUUUCCUUAGCCAGAUUAAACUGGCAAUAUUUGAAUUACUACUCUGUUCCUGAGUUUGGAAACAUUUUUUUUGUUGUUUUUAAAAAAUCCUUUUCCCUUCCCAAAAUGAAUCAUUUCCCAGUGUGGUUUCUGGACAGCCAGGCUGGGCACCAGAGUAGCAAAGCAGUCCAAAGAAUGCAUGUUUACAAGUAAAGACUGUCAUAUGGAUGGGCAGCACACGGAGAGGAGAUGUCUCUGUGCAUGGAUGAGGAUUCAGCAGACUGAGGAACGUUUCCCCAUUCCAGUAGGGAUCCUGUCACUGCUGUCAGUGAAAGCUGCGGUGUAAUUGCAAUGUACUGUCUGGCUCUAAGUGUUACUGCACCGAGCCCCAUUUCUAGACUAGAAACUCUCAAACUGAACAAACCUUUUGAAUAACAACACUGUCCAACCACUGUUUGCAUUCAAUAAAAUGUGUGGUUUUUUCCAUUAA
Messenger RNA from Corapipo altera (White-ruffed manakin), 3564 nucleotides. RefSeq names its product zyxin (gene ZYX). NCBI's taxonomy places the organism in Eukaryota, Metazoa, Chordata, Aves, Passeriformes, Pipridae. Gene Ontology annotation, biological process: integrin-mediated signaling pathway; transforming growth factor beta receptor signaling pathway. The transcript has 10 exons. Bases 674 to 2470 code for a protein of 598 amino acids. The record is from RefSeq and is a predicted model, not a curated record.